This is a messenger RNA of Phodopus roborovskii (desert hamster), 1184 nucleotides long. RefSeq names its product eukaryotic elongation factor 2 lysine methyltransferase (gene Eef2kmt). Lineage: Eukaryota; Metazoa; Chordata; Mammalia; Rodentia; Cricetidae. The transcript has 8 exons. Bases 81 to 1088 code for a protein of 335 amino acids. The record is from RefSeq and is a predicted model, not a curated record.
GCUACUCGCCUCUUUGCCCCGCCUCCUCAGACUCAGGUCUCUCUUCCGCUCGUUUCCAGGCAACAUUGGCCCCGCCCGCGAUGGCGCCUGAGGACCACGAGGGGGCCACGUCUCUGCUGCAGAGUUUCGAGCGCCGCUUCCUGGCGGCUCGCGCGCUUCCCUCAUUUCCCUGGCAGAGCCUAGAAGAGAAAUUAAGGGAGCCCUCGGGUUCUGAGCUGCUGCUGGCUAUUCUGCAAAAGACCGUGAAGCACCCUGUGUGUGUACAGCACCUGCCAUCUGUGAAGUACGCCCGCUGCUUCCUCUCAAAGCUCAUCAAAAAGCAUGAAGCUGUGCCCACAGAGCCUUUGGAUGCACUGUACGAGGCACUGGCAGAAGUUCUGAUGGCCGAAGAGUCCACCCAGUGCCACCGGAGCUACUUACUGCCUUCAGGAGACUCAGUCACACUCUCUGAGAGCACAGCCAUUGUGUCCCAUGGCACCACGGGCUUGGUUACAUGGGAUGCUGCACUCUACCUGGCAGAGUGGGCCAUCGAGAACCCUGCAGCCUUCACUGACAGGACUGUCCUGGAGCUAGGCAGUGGAGCUGGCCUCACAGGUCUGGCCAUUUGCAAGGCAUGCUGCCCCAGAGCAUUCAUCUUCAGUGACUGUCAUGGUCAAGUGCUUGAGCAGCUCCGUGGAAAUGUGCUCCUCAACGGCUUCCCCUUAGAUAUGCACACUCCCAUUGACCCAAGCGGCCCAAAGGUGACAGUGGCCGAGCUGGACUGGGACAAAGUGACAACUUCUCAGCUCUCUGCCUUCCAGGCAGAUGUUGUUAUUGCAGCAGAUGUGCUAUACUGUGGGGAAGUGACACUGUCACUGGUCAGGGUCCUGAAGAUGCUCAGCCACUGCCAGAGGAACAAUGCUCCUGAUGUCUACGUGGCCUAUACCAUUCGCAACCAAGACACCGGCAAGCUGUUCAUCAAAGAGCUGGACCGAACAGGGAUCUACUGGGAAGAGGUGCCUCCUCACGCCAGCAAACUGUUCCCUUACGAAGAGUAUUCAGCCAUCGUAAUCCUGAAGCUCGUGCUGAACGGUUGCCACAGCGUUUGAAGGUGAUUGGAAAAUGAGAUCACUGUCAUGGGAAGAGUCCACAGGAAAGCUGAAAAGGCUUUUGUUGGGCAGGACUGUUAAAUAACAAACCACAAA